AAACAACCCGCUGCACUGCACGGGAGCGGGUCCUUGAGACACGCCCUUGACCAAUCAGAGGCCGCUUGAAUUUUUGCCCAGUACUCGUCGCGAACUCGAAGCUCCGACAGCUCCAAAGGUCGGUCGCACCACCAUCCGCAUCUGUGUCUAUCCACCGAGGGAAUGCCACAGCACCGUUGCCGCCAUGCCUAGCUCUUGCAAAGAACUGCGCGAGGCCCUCGCACAAUGCCUCCAGGAAUCCGAGUGCGUCAUGGUCCAGCGCAACAGCGCCUCCGACUGCCUUCGCUCCCCCCUCGUCGAGACCCUCCCCACAAAGUGCCAGCAGCUCAAGAAGGGCUUCGGCGAGUGCAAGCGCGGCAUGGUCGACAUGCGCAAGCGCUUCCGCGGCAACAUGCCCGUCAACUACAAGACCAUGAACGACGCCGAGGCCGGCAAGGGCUACCAGCUGUACGCCGGGCGCCCGGCCUUCGCUGGCGGCAGGGGUGAAACUGACGGCAACGAGCCCGCUCCCAAGGACUGGCGGGAUGUUGAGAAUGAGCAGUACAGGAGAGAGCAGGAGGCGGCCCAGAAAAAAUAAGGAGACUCGGAAGAGAAGAGCAGGAAAAGGGGCAGCCGAGAGAAGGCACGGACACACCACUUGUACAGUCUACGUGUAUGAUCUGGACAGCGAAGCAUCGGGAGGCGUCAUGGAGUUUUACAAGAACUUGGUCUAAUCACCGGAUGUAUGGGUCAACCCCACGGUGCAUCUUUUGGGUUCUCACAAGACAUCCCGACUCAACGAUAAGGUGUAGCAUACAAUCGCAUUGCUUGCGAAUUCCGAGAUCCUCGUGUGGAAACUCAACUUCGAGCCAGUUGGGUUGGGCAUUAGUAAUGCCCGGCCUGGUCUGGUUACACGAAAACAUAGAGUUCGCUCGGUUCUCGCCGGUGAAAUAAUAACUGCACGCUUGUCCGGGAA
This is a messenger RNA of Colletotrichum navitas, 955 nucleotides long. Its product is annotated as cytochrome c oxidase assembly protein PET191-domain-containing protein. The coding region runs from base 185 to 577 and encodes 130 amino acids. Gene Ontology annotation, biological process: mitochondrial respiratory chain complex IV assembly. Lineage: Eukaryota; Fungi; Ascomycota; Sordariomycetes; Glomerellales; Glomerellaceae. Gene Ontology annotation, cellular component: mitochondrion. The transcript has 2 exons. The record is from RefSeq and is a predicted model, not a curated record.